CUUUGAGACCACAUUUUCUUGUCCGCUCUCCUAAACAGACAGUCUCUACCUGCAGUGCUCAACCCAGACAUGAGGCCGUGUCCCAUGGAGGGGACUUUAUAUGCUUGGCUUUUUCUCACUUUUCUAUGCAAAGCUGCUCUAGCUGUGGAAAGGCACUAUUACAUUGCCGCUGUCUAUAUUGACUGGGAUUAUGCUUCUUCUGGACCGCAAAGGUCUGGGGCGGUAGUACAAGAAAGCGGUAUACAGAGAAUAUGAGGAUGCCACCUUCAAAAAGGCCAAGCCCCAUCCACCAGAGUUAGGUUUACUUGGGCCAACGCUGCGCGCACAGGAAGGCGAUGUGAUCGUGGUAACCUUCCGGAACAUGGUGGAGCAGCCUUGCAACAUCCACACUCAUGGCAUUGCGUAUGGCAAACAGUCUGAGGGAGCUUACUACUUCGACAACACUUCCCAAAAGGAGAAGGAGGACGAUGUGGUGUACACUGGGGGAUCCCACACAUACACAUGGGAGGUGACAUCAGCGGUGACACCAGAGGCUGCCGACCCGGCCUGCCUAACGUACACCUACUUCUCUCACAUCGACAUCGUCAAGGACUACAACUCAGGCCUGAUCGGCACUCUGCUCAUCUGCAAACCGGGAAGCCUUGAUGACUCUGGGAAGCAGAAACACUUUCAUCAGGAGAACGUUCUCCUGUUUGGCAUUUUUGAUGAGAGCCUCAGCUGGUGUAGCAAAGGAGCCCCCUCCUCCGCCAACAGCAUCAAAUACACCAUCAAUGGCUACGCUAACGGCACUGUACCCGGUUUGAGCGUCUGUGCCUACAGCUCUGUCAGCUGGCAUUUCCUGGGCAUGAGCUCUUCGCCAGAGCUCUUCUCUAUUCACUUUAAUGGUCAGGUGUUCUCGCAGGAUGGGCACAGGGUGUCUUCAGUGGGCAUCAUAAGUGGCACCACCACCAGUGCCAGCAUGACUGCAGUCCACACCGGACGGUGGCUCAUCUCUUCUUUCAUUAGCAAGCAUCAGGAGGCGGGGAUGCAUGGCUAUUUGAUGGUGAGGACGUGCGAGGGAUUCACCAAGCCCCAACGCAAGCUCACCCUCCAGCAGAAACUAGACAGCCAAAUGUGGACCUACUACAUCGCCGCCGAGGAAGUGACCUGGGACUACACUCCUAACAUGCCAGACUACAUUGAUAAGGAUUUCAGAUCCAUAUACAUGAAGCAGGGCCCUGACCGUAUAGGUAAGAAGUACAGGAAGGCAGUCUUCACCCAGUACACGGACGAGACGUUCACCAAGCGAGCUGAGGAAAAACAGAGGAAGAUGGAACAGGGCAUCAUCGGCCCCGUGAUCAGGGCACAGAUCCGAGACCAGAUAAGGAUUGUGUUCAACAACAAAGCCACCAGACCAUACAGUAUUUACCCCCAUGGUCUGACUAUAGACAAGGCUGGAGAGGGAGCAAACUAUCCUGAAGGAGGGAACCAGACCCACGCGGUGCAGCCAGGAGAGACGCACACGUACAUAUGGAAUGUGAUCGAUGAGGACGAGCCGUUGCCCAGUGACCCGCGCUGCCUGACCAGGAUGUACCACAGUGCGGUUAACACCCCUCGGGACAUCGCUUCUGGCCUCAUAGGCCCACUGCUCAUCUGCAAGAGCCAGUCUCUGAACAAGAGGAACGUCCAGUUGAAGGCAGACAAGGAGCAACAAGCCAUGUUUGCUAUUUUUGACGAGAACAAGAGUUGGUACCUGGAUAAAAACAUUAGGGAAUACUGUAGUGACCCGGACAGAGUCAGAAAAGAUGCCCCAGACUUCUACGCGUCAAAUGUUAUGCACUCAAUCAAUGGCUAUAUGUUCGAGAGUGGCCAAACCUUGGGCUUCUGCAAUGGGGAAAUUGUCACCUGGCACGUCUCCAGUGUUGGAGAGCAGAAGGGCAUCCAGACGGUCACCUUCUAUGGCCAUACAUUUGAACUGAACAACAGGGAGGAUGACUUCCUCACACUGUUUCCCAUGACAGGGGAGACCAUCGCUAUGAACAUGGACAAUAAAGGGGAUUGGCUUUUGUCAUCACUGACCUCUCAUGACAGCACCAAGGGCAUGAGAGUAAAAUUUAAAGACGUGGAGUGCUUCCGGGAUUACGUUUACGAAUAUGAGGAAGGAGAGGGAGAGUACAAUAUCUGGAAGCCAGAGGAAUACGUGCCCAAAGAAACAAAGAGUGUUGUAGUGGAAUUGCCCCAGGGAGAAGACAAGCAAACUGACUACUGGGCUGACUUGCUUGACAUCAGAUCACAUAAGAAGUCAGGCCACGCCUCUCAACCUACUGUGGAGCUGCUGGAUCUCAGCCACUUUGAUUAUCUGGACAACUUGCCAGGUGAAGACAGAGCCAAACAGAACCAUGGUCAUGCUGAGGAAGCAAGAAACAGUUCUGAUUCUGAACCAGACCCCUCUUCCCAGGCAGCCAGUGAGGUUACGGUGAACAACACAACAGCACCUUGGAAUGAGAGCAUAAACGUGAACACAACAGCAUCUUGGAAUGAGAGCAUAAACGUGAACACAACAGAAUCUUGGAAUGAGAGUCUAAACGUGAACACAACAGCACCUGGAAAUGAGAAUCUAAACAUGAACACAACAGCAUCUUGGAAUGAGAAUCUAAACGUGAACACAACAGCACCUGGGAAUGAGAGUCUAAACGUGAACACAACAGCAUCUUGGAAUGAGAAUCUAAACGUGAAAGGAACAUCUAUGGUGUCUUCUGUUAAUAAAACCACGGGUGAUUCCAUCAACAGUACUCACAUGCCAAUGUUUAACGACACAGGACUUGCAACUGCUGUGCCUCUGCUGGCUAGCACAUCAGAAACAUCAGUCCCAUUGGCAACUCCUUCAUCCAACUCAUCAGUGAACGAAACAGAGAGUGGCUACAUGUUUAGAAAUAACACAUCUGAUUGGUCAGACAUACAAACCAACAUCACUGAACACAAUGUCUCAUUAGCAUUGGUGGACCCAAAUAUGGUGCUGUCAAACAUGUCAGAAGUUCCAGAUAACACAGGCAAUGACACACAAUCUUCUCAAAACAUUACUGCUGAGUGGGCAGCAGACAGCAACAAAACAGAGCAUGCCUUUGCUUAUUCUGAAACCCCUCAGGCGCCACUCACUGAGAAUUUGAAUGAGACUGACACAGAGUUGGUACUCCUAGAUGGAGAUGCUUUGACGGAAAUCGGGCGAAUAGAGGAGGAAGCAGGCUCAGACAUACAGGGGUCACUCUACGAUAUCAUCACUGUGCCUGAGGACAGCGCUGCCACUAUGGUAGAGGGCAUAGCAGAUGACACACUGAGCCCUGAGGACACUCUCAUUCUCAACGCCACUGACAACACUGAGAUCGGACCAGUCUCCGAGGCUUUCAUUGAGGAGGAGAACAAUGGAACCUUUCCAAAUGACCGGCUCUUGAUUUCUGUUCAAAGUGCUGACAUCGGUGAGAUCUUGCCUAUUAAUGAGUCAUCCGCUAAGAUCUUUCAAAACGUCUCCUCGAGUAACUCAUCUUCGGAGAGCGGUGAAUGGACUCCUGUCAAUGCUUCUCACGGGUCGACAGGUUAUGGCAACGCUUUACAGGAGACUGAAGAGGACUGGACCAGCAGCGAGGAAGUGGUCAUCUACCUGAAGCACAACACGAGCGAGGGGAUUAAGACCAACCCACUGGGCCACCCGAAGGAGCACUGGGGCUACGAGGGCAAACACGAGUCCGUGCCCAUGGAGACCCCCGAGGAUCUGACCAAGUACAUCCAGAAUGAGACCAAGCCAAAGAAAGAACCGAAGAAGAAGGUGGUCCACAGGAGGGUGCGGCCAUUCAAGGGGCACGCCAUGAAAACGAGAAAGAAGAAACAGUACAAGCCCCAGGCCAGGUCCAGUUUGAGCCCGAGGGGGUUUCAGCCGAGAGGAGCUAGGCCCAUCUCAAAUGAGGAGGACAUCUUGAACAAGGCCAUAGUCAUCGGAGUGCCUCGGACGGAAUUCAACGAUUACGACUUAUUUGCGAUACCAGAUGAUUACCAGGACAAACAUGGUAGCGCGAGCAAUGAGGAAUAUGAGUUCAUCGAAUAUAAGGACCCAUACAGCCAAGGAGUGCAGACACAGGGUAUGACACUAGAUGAGACAACAGAGUAUUUCCUGAAGAAUCUGCCAAAGGGCACCAACGUAAGACAGUAUUUCCUGAGUGCGGAGGAAGUUGAGUGGGACUACGGCGGAUAUGGACAAAGGCGGUUUGACAUGAAAUCUGAUGGAUUGCAUACUAAAUUCACCAAGGUGGUCUUUCGAGGUUAUCUAGACCCCAACUUUAAAACACCUGACAUCCGAGGAGAGGUUGAGGAACAUCUGGGAAUACUUGGCCCUGUUAUCAGAGCCGAGGUUGGAGACACAAUCAUGGUUAUUUUCAGGAACCUGGCUAGCAGACCCUACUCACUUCAUGCAAAUGGGAUCUCGUACGGCAAGCAAAUGGAGGGAUUGAACUACGUGGACAACACACCAUACUGGUACCAAGAAGACAAUGCAGUGCGCCCCAAUGAGACGUACACCUACAUGUGGAAAGUGAGCUCCAAAAUGGAACCGAAGGAUGGUGAACCCGACUGCCGCACCUGGGCCUACUACUCUGGAGUGAAUCCUGAGAGAGAUAUCAAUUCGGGACUCAUCGGCCCACUCUUGAUCUGCCGGAAGGGCAGCAAGAAGCCAGUCAGAGAUGAGGUCAGCAGAGAGUUUGUGCUUCUUUUCAUGACGUUUGAUGAAAACAAGAGCUGGUAUUAUGAGAAAAACUAUGAGAUGAUUCAAAGGAGACACAAGAAAGCUGUCAUGGAUCCUUUGUUCAAAGAGAACAUUAAAUUUCCAGCCAUCAACGGUAUAAUCUUUGGUCUGAAAGGCCUGAGAAUGUACUCCAAUCAACUGGCCAACUGGCAUGUCUUCAAUAUGGGGGCAUCAAAUGAUGUGCACAGCGUCCACUUCCACGGCCAGACUUUUCUGAACCACCAGAGCAAACUCCAUCGGCAAGGCGUCUAUCCCCUUCUACCUGGAGGGUUUGCUACCCUGCAGAUGUGGCCAUCUAAGCCAGGCCUUUGGCUUGUUGAGUCUGAAGUUGGACUGUCCCAACAAAAAGGAAUGCAAACUCUGUUCCUUGUGAUAGACAAUGAUUGCUACCAUCCACUUGGCCUUAUGUCUGGCAGUAUUCAAGACAACCAGAUCACAGCCUCAGACGCCAGAGGUUAUUGGAAGCCCCAUUUGGCAAGGCUAGACAAUUCAGGGAAAUACAACGCGUGGAGUACAGACAAAAAAGAUGAAUCCUGGAUCCAGGUCAAUUUCCAGAGGCCCGUGGUCAUCAGCAAAGUGGCUACACAGGGAGCCAAAGAGAUGUUCUCCUCCAACUAUGUGGUUAAUUACACCAUAUCUUAUAGCAUUGACCGCAAGACGUGGACUUUCUACAAGGGAGACAAUAAUGAGAAAGAGGGAGACAGUGACACCGUCAGGAAGACUUUGCGUAGAAAGAUCUUCCUAGGUAACCAGGGAGCUCAUGAGGUGAAGGAAAACAUAUUCUACCCACCCAUGAUCGGUCGAUACGUGCGUCUUCAUCCACUGCACUCCUACAACAACCCAACUGUGCGCAUGGAGUUCUAUGGCUGUGAGCUGGAUGGUUGUUCUGUACCACUAGGAAUGAAGAGUGGAGAUAUUGGAGACCAGCAGAUAAAAGCCAGCUCUGCGGCAAGCAACUGGUAUGCCGGGACUUGGGAAGCCUGGCUUGCUCGUCUCGACAGGCAGGGGACCGUCAAUGCCUGGCAAGCUAAGUAUAAUGACAUGCAACAAUGGCUGCAGAUUGAGUUGAACGAUGUGAAGAAGAUCACAGGGAUCAUUACCCAGGGGGCCAAGUCAUUGGGCACGAAGAUGUUUGUCUCUGCCUUCAUUCUGGAGUACAGCAAAGAUGGAGUCAGGUGGACUAAGUACACAAGUGACUCGGAUUAUGAAGUAUCGGAAUUUGACGGGAACAACGAUAACAACGACCACAAGAAAAACUACAUAUACCCUCCCAUAUUUGCCAAAUUUAUCCGAAUUGUUCCCAGGAGGUGGGAGAAUUCCAUUACUAUGAGAGUUGAGCUUCUUGGGUGCGAUUUUGAGUGAGAUUAAAUGGGAAAGAAUGAGAGCUGUGAAACUAAACAGUGAGCAUGGAUGACUGGUCUAGACUAUAAUUGUAUUAUUUGUAUUAUUUUGUGCCAAUGUGAUUCUGCAUUAUCAUGUAUAUAUGUAAGUAUUGGAUAAAAUAAAUAGUUUGGGAAUAAAAUCAA
This is a messenger RNA of Alosa alosa (allis shad), 6294 nucleotides long. It is a transcript of the gene f5, whose product is annotated as coagulation factor V. The record is from RefSeq and is a predicted model, not a curated record. Gene Ontology annotation, molecular function: oxidoreductase activity; copper ion binding. Lineage: Eukaryota; Metazoa; Chordata; Actinopteri; Clupeiformes; Clupeidae. The transcript has 25 exons. The coding region runs from base 362 to 6130 and encodes 1922 amino acids.